GUAUAUAGUGUAAUUUCCUACAAGAGAUUCCACAUAUGCGAAUCUAUUACCCAAGCCGAUUGCCAUAGCCUUUCUAUCGGAUGACAAUGUGAGCCCGUUUCUAGGCCCAGGCUCAAUUCAGCCACCAAACUCAAACCGAAACAGCAAAUCGAAUAACUACCAACAGCUUAUUUCCACCGGAGGCCGCCAUUUGCAACGUCUUAUCUGAUGGCCUCCACGACCACAUACAGAGAUCGGACGGCGGAGUUCCGAUCAAUUACCCAGACACUCAAAAAGAUUGGAGGAGUCACUUCCUCUAAUCAAGAAAAUGGUUCUUUAUCUCCUCCUAAACCAUACUCUUCACCACGAUCGAUAUCUUCAAGAUCCGAGUUCAACAAAAAAGCUUCUUUGAUUGGAUUGGGAAUCCAAGAAACUUGUCAGAAGAUCGCUAGACUUGCAAAACUUGCAAAAAGGUCAUCGAUGUUUGAUGAUCCAACUGUAGAAAUACAGGAGCUCACGGUCCUGAUAAAGAAUGAUAUUACAAUGCUGAAUACAGCUCUUAUAGAUCUUCAAACCCUUCAAAACAUGGAAAUAGCUGAUGGGAAUUACUCUCAGGAUAGAGUUGUUCAUUCAACAGCUGUCACUGAUGACUUGAAGAGCAAACUUAUGGGAGCCACUAAAGAGCUUCAAGAUGUUUUAACAACUAGAACAGAGAAUAUGAAGGCUCAUGAGAACAGAAAACAGAUAUUUUCCUCAAAUGCUUCACGAGAGAAUCCUUUUGCUCGUCAAGAAAAACCCAUGACUGAGCCACCACCUUGGUCAAGUUCAGCACAUGCAUUUGGCAAUUCACAGCUCCCUGCAUUGCCACCAAAUGGUGUUCAAGUUAGCAACCAGUUGAGACGAAGGGCAGCUGUGGACAACACUCCUUCCCAGCAUAUGGAAUUAUCCAUGUUGCAGCAGGUUGUUCCGAGACAGGAAAAUUAUACUCAAAGUCGGGCAGCAGCUCUUCACAAUGUGGAAUCUACAAUUUCAGAACUUAGUGGAAUCUUUACACAUUUAGCUACUAUGGUUGCUCAGCAAGGAGAGCUUGCAAUCAGGAUUGAUGAUAACAUGGACGAGUCAUUGACUAAUGUUGAAAAUGCUCGAAGUUCUCUAUUGAGGCAUCUUAACCAAAUAUCAUCAAAUAGGUGGCUUCUAAUCAAGAUAUUUGCAGUUAUAAUAAUUUUCCUUAUGGUGUUCAUCAUCUUUGUGGCUUGAACAUGUUCAUCAUCUUUGUGGCUUGAACAUGAUUGCUGAGACCAUCAGACUGAUAAUACGUUACAGCAAAGCCAUAGAGUAUUCUUCUAAUGUCCAUCGUACUCAGUAAGCAUAUGUAGGGGAGAAAGGUCUUUAUUUUUGUAGAAAAAUGAAUUGGCAUUUCUAUUCAUAUUUUGGCUUUAGCUUGUAAAAGGGCACAGCCUGUGUAUUUACUGUUUACCAAAGCAUAGAUAUAGAUAUAGUAGAUAGAUAUUGCAAAUUCUGCGUGUAACAGGUUCUUGAUUCUGAUUGUAAUUGGGGCUGCCCAACAAAACAAGAAUGGAGUUUAGUGUUCUUUUGUCAUAAAUCGAAAAUAUUCUUUUCCUGA
Molecule: messenger RNA, 1603 nt
Organism: Ricinus communis (castor bean)
Lineage: Eukaryota; Viridiplantae; Streptophyta; Magnoliopsida; Malpighiales; Euphorbiaceae
Product: syntaxin-31
Exons: 6
Coding region: 208-1236 (342 amino acids)
Biological process (GO): vesicle fusion; endoplasmic reticulum to Golgi vesicle-mediated transport; intracellular protein transport
Cellular component (GO): Golgi membrane; SNARE complex; endomembrane system
Molecular function (GO): SNAP receptor activity; SNARE binding
Source: RefSeq, a predicted model, not a curated record